AGGCGCAGUUCCUCAUUCCACUCGCACUCGGGCCUCAGGCUCAGUGAAGCUCAGCACCAGGGGGACCAUCAUGGCGUCUGCUCUCACUGCCCUCCUCCUUGGCUGCUGGCUGGCUGGGCGGAGCGGGGUGUCAGGAGAGGGGUCCACCCCCAAACCCUCCAUCUCCAUCAGCCCCGGUGGGGUGAUCCCCAUGGGGGGAAACGUCACCAUCCGGUGUCGGCAUCAGCACCUGGGCAUGAGGAUCCUCCUCUACAAGGAUGGAGACAGGAACCAUCUGACGUACACGGACCCUGCUGGCUCUGAGGCUGAAUUUCCCGUCACCAGCGCCAGACGGGAACAGGGAGGCAGCUACACCUGUCGUUAUAGCUACAGAACAGGACCAGCUGCCUACUCGGAGCCCAGCGACCCUGUGCAGAUCAUUGUAGCAGAUCCCAGCUUACCCAGACCCUCCAUCUCCGUGAGCCUGGCUUCGGUCACCGCCUCAGGGGCGGACGUCACCAUCCAGUGUCAGGGGCAGGGCCGGGACGUGAGGUUCUUCCUGCACAAGGCUGGAGACCUGAACCUGCCGCGACACAUGGACCCUGCUGGGGACGGGGCCGAGUUCCACAUCCCCACCGUGGGCCGGCAGCACGGAGGGAGCUACAGCUGCAGCUACCGGCCCCGAUCCGAGCCCUUCGUCUCCUCGCAGCCCAGCGACCCCGUGCAGCUGGUAGUAGCAGCCCUGAUGGACGCUGGUUCUAUUCCCGCAGGAAGAGACUUGGUGACUUGGCCCAUCAUCGCCGGGGCGAGCGCGGCAGCCGCUGUCCUUCUCCUCCUCCUCCUCAUGGCCUUCGUCUGCUUCAGGAAAACCCAAGCCAGAAAAGGAGCUGCACUGAGACCGAGCAGCACCAGCCCUAUGGUGGCAUUAAAGGCAUCGGCUCAGCAAGACCCCAUCUACACCUCCAUCCAAGAAGGGAAACAACCGCAGACCCUGCCCCAGGAGCCCGACCCCGGCACUGACGGACUCACCUAUGCCGAGCUGGACCUGCUGCAGGCCAAGCGGGGGGCUCUGACCACAGCCCCCGAGCCCGCCCAGCCCAGAGUGUAUGCCACGAUCAACAUGAGCCAGGGGGCCCUGCAGUGAGAGCCCCCCCGCACCCAUGGGGCACUGGCCCCCAGGGGACAACAGACUCACCCCCUGCAGCGCCAGCCCCAGAGAACUCUGCUUCUAGGGAAGAUUUAGGGGGGACCCUGCCCUCCCCCUGCUGCAGCCCCUUCCCAUUGAGCUGCUGUCCCCCUGCCCCACCCAGACCCAUGUGUGGGGGGCUCAGCACCGGGAGGGGGAGGGGACGCAUUGAGACAGAUUUUAUGCUAUUUUGCAUCCUGUUAAUCUCCAGAUUUGUAAUAAACACAGAAUCACAAACCAGCC
This is a messenger RNA of Dermochelys coriacea (leatherback sea turtle), 1408 nucleotides long. Its product is annotated as leukocyte immunoglobulin-like receptor subfamily A member 6. Lineage: Eukaryota; Metazoa; Chordata; Testudines; Dermochelyidae. The transcript has 9 exons. The record is from RefSeq and is a predicted model, not a curated record. Bases 71 to 1123 code for a protein of 350 amino acids.